ACACGCGGACCCGGAAGUCCUACUAAUUCCGCGGGUCUUUUGGGACAACACUGCUACGUACAACACAGUGUGCAGAAAUGGCGGAUGUAAACACCAUGGAAAAGAAACUGGCUGAGUACAAGUGUGACACCAAUGAAGCUAUAUCCUUGAAGCUGGUUCGCUUUCCAGAGGAUGUUGACGACGACAGCACCACAUUCCACCCCGAGUACAGCCACCAAGUCUUUGGAGACGAUGAGGUUGCUUUUGGCUACAAAGGUCUUCAGAUUCAGCUCUUCUACGCCGCGGGGAACCUGAGUACCCUCUUCAAAGUGAAAUAUACCUCAAAAGUCACAGAGACGUUCGACUGUGUGGAGGCUGAUGACGUCGAGGGGAAAAUUCGGGAAAUCAUUCCUGCUGGGUUCACCUGCAACACCGAUGACUUCAUCUCACUGCUGGAGAAGGAGGCCAAUUUCAAGCCCUUCGGCACCCUGCUUCACACGUACACGGUCCACAGCGAGGAGGCAGGAGAACUCACGUACCAGAUUCACAAGGCUGAGGUUACCUGCCCGGGAUUCCGGGAGUACCACGAGCGCUUGCAGACCUUCCUCAUGUGGUUCAUAGAGACUGCCAGUUUCAUUGACGCAGACGACGAUCGUUGGGACUUCUUUCUUGUAUUUGAAAAGUACAAUAAAGAUGGGGAGACUCUCUACGCAACUGUUGGCUACAUGACAGUUUAUAAUUACUACGUAUACCCAGACAAAACCCGACCACGUGUAAGCCAAAUGCUGAUCCUGCCUCCGUUCCAAGGAGAAGGUCACGGAGCUCAGCUUCUGGAGGCAGUACACAGAUUUUAUUGCAGCUUGCCCAAAGUGCAAGACAUCACAGCUGAAGACCCCUCUGAGAACUAUGUGAAGCUGAGAGACUACGUGCUGGUGAAGCUUUGUCAGGGCCUGCCAUCCUUCGCUGUAGACAAGCUGCACCUCGGCUUCUCAGCUGACAUGAUCAAAGAGGCGCAAGACAAGCUGAAAAUUAACAAGAAACAUGCCAGGCGAGUUUAUGAAAUCCUACGCCUCAGAGCGACAGACAUGAGCGAUGAAGACAAAGCGAGAGAGUACCGCUUAGAGGUGAAGAAGAGGCUGUUCGGACCCUACAGGAAGAAUCAGAGGGAGCUGGCGAAGAUGAGGAAGUGCCUACGGCCAGAGGAGCUGGUGUCCCACAUGAGUCAGAUGGACACUCAGACACAGCACGAGGAGCUGGAGAAGAGUUACCAGGAUGUUGUGGAGGACUACAGGAGAAUCAUUGAGAGGCUAGCAUCACAGGCCUGAUCUGACUGUGAGAGGCUCCUGACCUGGAGCGUACCCGCUCCCACAUUACCACAGACUUUUUGCAGCAGCCAAGAAGAAGACCUCUUGAUGCAGCAAAAAAAAGGAAAACAAAUAAAGAAAUCACUGUUUUAA
Messenger RNA from Pundamilia nyererei, 1436 nucleotides. RefSeq names its product histone acetyltransferase 1 (gene hat1). The record is from RefSeq and is a predicted model, not a curated record. Gene Ontology annotation, molecular function: histone binding; histone acetyltransferase activity. Lineage: Eukaryota; Metazoa; Chordata; Actinopteri; Cichliformes; Cichlidae. The coding region runs from base 78 to 1304 and encodes 408 amino acids. The transcript is spliced from 11 exons. Gene Ontology annotation, cellular component: nucleus. Gene Ontology annotation, biological process: subtelomeric heterochromatin formation.